This is a messenger RNA of Colletotrichum orchidophilum, 930 nucleotides long. Its product is annotated as SYF2 splicing factor. The transcript has a single exon. The record is from RefSeq and is a predicted model, not a curated record. Gene Ontology annotation, cellular component: catalytic step 2 spliceosome; post-mRNA release spliceosomal complex; Prp19 complex. Bases 1 to 930 code for a protein of 309 amino acids. Lineage: Eukaryota; Fungi; Ascomycota; Sordariomycetes; Glomerellales; Glomerellaceae.
AUGCCUCCCUCAAAGAAGAGAAAGACCAAUACCGGUACCGCCGCCGAGGAGGAAACCAACACUGUAGCGCCAGCAAACUCUGCCGCGCCUGAAGAGACCGAAGCGACAGAACCCGGCACGACCGCGAAAACCGCACCCGUGACAGCAGAGCCGACAGCAACAUCGCAGCCCGCAACAGAAGACGCUGCGACAAAAUCACAGGACCGCAUGGCGCGCUUCAAGGCCCUCAAAGCCCGCGCCAAGAACUCAUCCGACCAAAAUCUGAAAGAGGCGACGCUCGAAUCACAACGUCUCGCGACAGACCCCAGCCAGCUGACGGCCAUUCACCGCAAACAGGCCAUCGCGUCUCAGAAGCUACUCAAGGCCGACAUCGAGGAUGCAGGUGGUGACUUUGAGCGGAAGCGCGCAUGGGACUGGACGAUCGACGAGAGCGAGAAGUGGGACAAGCACGUGCGGAAGAAGGAGGCGCACCGCGACAACAAUGCUUUCCAAGACUACACUGCCGAAAGCAACAAGGUUUACAAGCGCCAGUUGAGGAAUAUCGCCCCCGACAUGGAGAAGUACGAAAAAGACAAAAUGGCUGCCAUCGAGCGCGCCGCUGCUUCGGGUGGCCUCGACAUUGUCGAGACCGAGGACGGAGAGCUUAUCGCGGUGGACAAGGACGGUUCCUUUUACUCGACAGCCGACUCAACCACAUUUGCACAGAACAAGCCGGACAAGGCCGCCGUGGAUCGACUUGUCGAGGACCUCAGGAGGGCGGAGGCGAACAGACUCAAGAAGAGAAAGGACCGCAUGGCACAGAACGGCGACGAUGGCGACGUGACAUAUAUCAACGAGAAGAACAAGCAGUUCAACCAGAAGCUGGCGCGCUUCUACAACAAAUACACUGCAGAGAUUAGGGACAGUUUCGAGCGGGGAACCAUGAUUUAA